Messenger RNA from Rotaria sordida, 175 nucleotides. The record is from the annotation of a GenBank genome assembly. NCBI's taxonomy places the organism in Eukaryota, Metazoa, Rotifera, Eurotatoria, Philodinida, Philodinidae.
AUGACUGGCACUAAAAAUAGAAAAAAUCAUUCACUUCCAUCAAUAUCAUCAAAUCGUAAGAUUAAAAUUAAAAUCAAACCAUCAAUAACUAAAACUUCAACAAUUCAUCGUCGAUCUCAACGACGUCGAACAAAUGUUCUAUCAUCAACACCAAGUAGUUCAUUAUUAUCAAUGA